AUGCUGGCGGCUCUGCUGAUCACCCUCAGCUGCCUCAGCCUCCACACCCUCGGCAUCCAUGGGCAGGGUAUUACCUCCAAGGACCUGGAUCUGGCUCCAGACACCUUUGAUGAUUCCUAUGUGGGCUGCUCAGAAGAGAUGGAGGAGGUGGCAGUCCAUCUGCUACGGGAGGAGAUGCUCCACCAUACCUGGCUGUGGGAUGCCUGGGAGACAGCUGAGAAGUACUGGGAGGAAAAAAGUCCAGGGCUCAGCCUGCCUCCGGGCUUCAAAACUGAGCAUGGAAUCGCCAUUGUGCUCUAUACCAACUCAUCCAACACUUUGCACCAGAAGCUGAACGAGGCUGUGCAGACUGGCGGUGGCUCCUUGGAGUCCUACAUGAACCAGUUCCACUUCAAGGCCCUGCAUUUCUACCUGACCCGGGCCCUGCAGCUGCUGCGGGGCAGUGAGGGCUGCAGCAGGGAACCUGGGCAGAUGGUGUUCCGAGGCGUGCGCACAGUUCGCUUUGAACCCAAGAGGCUGUGGGACUCUAUCCGCUUUGGCCGGUUUGCCUCCAGCUCCCUGAAUGAGGCUGUGGCCCGCAGUUUUGGUAAUACCACCUUCUUCUCCCUAAGGACUUGCUUUGGGGCCCUGAUCCAGGACCUGUCUGUCUUUCCUGAGGAGCGGGAGGUGCUGAUCCCCCCACAUGAAGUCUUCGUGAUUACUGAUUUCUUCCAGAAUGAAACCCACAACGUGGUGACUCUCUCCAGCACUAAUCACAUCUGCAGCCACUUUAACUGCGCCUACCUGGGUGGUAAGCCAUGCACGAGGGAAGCAAGACUGGCAGGAGAUCCCUGGUUGAUUUAA
This is a messenger RNA of Odocoileus virginianus texanus, 843 nucleotides long. Its product is annotated as ecto-ADP-ribosyltransferase 5. The record is from RefSeq and is a predicted model, not a curated record. Gene Ontology annotation, molecular function: NAD+-protein-arginine ADP-ribosyltransferase activity; NAD+ poly-ADP-ribosyltransferase activity. Lineage: Eukaryota; Metazoa; Chordata; Mammalia; Artiodactyla; Cervidae.